Molecule: messenger RNA, 2618 nt
Organism: Poeciliopsis prolifica (blackstripe livebearer)
Lineage: Eukaryota; Metazoa; Chordata; Actinopteri; Cyprinodontiformes; Poeciliidae
Exons: 2
Coding region: 46-585 (179 amino acids)
Source: RefSeq, a predicted model, not a curated record
CGUAACCCUAUUUUCCAGUCAGAACAUCGGGGGACCGAAAUUACGAUGGAAACUUGCAGAUUUGGAGAACAAUCCAGCUCCGAUGACUCUGUGAAGAACAAGAGUGAAGAAGAGCAGCAGCUGCUGGUGAUUAAAGAAGAGGUUCCUGAUGUGUCCAGUUCCAGUUUGUACCAGCAGAACCUCACAUGUUUACAGGUGAAGAAGGAAGAGGAGGAGGAACAGUGGAUCAGUCAGGAAGUAGAGCAGCUUAAUGUGAAGAAAGAAGAAGAAGAGAAACCUCAGUUGCCAGAAGUUCAUCACAUCAAAAGUGAAGACAGCAGGGAGACAGAAGCUCCAACCAGCAGCUCAGCUGAACAGAUGAAAACAGAACCUGAUGGAGAGAUCAGUGGAGGACCAGAACCCAACAGAGAACCAGAUCCAAGUACUAAUUUACAGCCAAAUAUUGAAAAUAGGCAUUCAGUCUCUUCUGAGACUGAAGUCAGUGAUGAGAAUGAUGAUGACAAUCUAUCAGGUUUUGGAUCUGAAAAUGAAGACAGUGAUGAAGAUUGGGAAACGCAGAACACGUCAGUCAGGUGUAAAGAGUAAAGCGGGACGUAAAGCUGCCAAGAAGGCCUUCAGCUGUCCUGACUGCGGUAAACAGUUUGUGAGGAAGCAGAUGUUCCAGAAACACGUAGCAGGUCAUUCAGGAGAAACAUCUUCCAGCUGUUCAGUUGAGAAGAAUCACUCUAAAAGGAAGCGGAAUAGGGAUUCACAGACGAGACUCAAGCCACGAAGAAAAUCCUUUUCUUGUGAUGAGUGUGGUGAAACCUUUCAGUGGCUUUAUAAACUUAAAAAUCAUAUGAGAAUCCAUCGUGGUGAAAACCUCGUUGUUUGUAAAGACUGUGGUAAAGGCUAACAUUUUAAAUAUCAUCUGAAACUCCACACAGGAGAAAGACCCUUUGCCUGCGAUCAAUGUGGCAAAACGUUUAUCCAGAAGUAUAGCCUUAGAGUUCACAUGACAAGCCAUACCGGAGAGAAACCAUUUCAGUGUGAGCUAUGUCAUAAAAAGUUUACCUCAAAUGGAGGUCUGAAGAAUCACAUGACCAUCCAUAAAGGAAUAAAACCAUUUGCAUGCGGCGACUGUGGCAGGUGCUUCAGACUUAAGAGCGAUCUAAAAGGCCAUAUGAUAACCCACUUUGAUGUAAAACCAUUUGUCUGUGGGCUUUGUGGUGCCUGUUUUACCCAGAAACAAAGUCUGGUUUGGCAUGUUCGAUUUCACACCGGAGAGAAACUCCUGUCAUGUGAUAAAUGUGAUAAAAAGUUUGCUCGGAAGUCUGUCCUUCAAAGACAUAUCCUGGUCCAUGCGGGACUUGCGCGAAAGAAGAAACCAGCUUCUCAAAUCAAAAACUUUGCUUGUAAGGAAUGUGGAAAAACGUUUCUUGAGAAUUACCAAGUAAAACGACACAUGGUUAUUCACAUCGGAGAAAAACCAUUUAGCUGCAAUCUUUGUUCAAAGAAGUUUGCAGGAGCGGAAGGUGUAAAGAACCAUCAUAAAAGAAUUCACUGUCAAUAGAGAUUUCACACUGAAAAUUAGUUUGGAAACACUAUAAAACUUAUGCUACCCUGCAACCUUGGGUGGCUCAGAGUAAUGUAAUAGAAAAGAUCUUCCUCCAACAUGUGAUGCUGUGACACAGAGAAGAUGAGACACACGUUGAGUUCUCAUUAACGUCCAACGGAAGAUUUAUUCUUUUCGUGUGCUAACAUACUCCAUAUUCAGUACUUUAUAUCUUUUGUCCUUUUAAAUAAAAACAAAAGUACAUGAGUUUGUUUUCAAAUAUUUUAACAACUUUUCUUUUAGACAGAUAUGAUAUACUUUACUAUUUAAGCAUAAGCCUAGAAAGAUGAAGGCUAUUGAACCCGUUACAGAAUAACAAUAUUUUAUCUGUUACAAAAAGGAAAACGUCACUGAAAAAGGCGUAAUGCUCCUUUAAUGGCGCGUCUCGUUACUAACUUAAACAUUAAUGUCGUUGGUUCUUGACAAGAAAACGCAAUUUUACGGAAAAAGAAAUGAAAAUAGUGUAAUUUAUCUGCAAAUUGUUUCGAUACCUACAAAAUUCAACAGUUCAACGGAAAUUUAACAGUCUGUUAAACGUUUCUCCCCACAAUACUCCUCACAAACCGGACAUGACUCACUAGUCGACUUCCUAUUCAAUAACCUAUUCAACUCCCACAAGUCAUCUAUAUUCAUGCACCAAGAUACAUUUUAACUAACCUGUGACACAGAAAAGAUGAGACACACACGUUAAGUUCUCAUUAACAUCCAACGGAAGAUUUAUUCUUUUUGUGAGCUCAAUCUUUUCUAUGCUACCAAUGAAAUGCGCACCUAGUGGUCAUGUGGAGAAUUGCAUGGACUAACUGAAAUAAUGCUAAAUAACUUAUGAAAAAAUACAAAAUAAAAAAUUAUGUUUGGGUUCUAUAUUCUUACUUAUUGUCUUUAUUUACUAGUUACUUGUUUUUCACCCUUCUACACUUGCCAUAAAAAAAGUGAUCAACUUAUUGUUUCUGUAAACAGUCUGAAGGACAAAAUGUAACUAAAAUAUGUAAAAGAACUAAAUAAACUCCCCAAUUUUUAAAGUUGA